This is a messenger RNA of Acytostelium subglobosum LB1, 285 nucleotides long. RefSeq lists its product as hypothetical. Lineage: Eukaryota; Evosea; Eumycetozoa; Acytosteliales; Acytosteliaceae. The transcript has a single exon. Gene Ontology annotation, biological process: mitochondrial respiratory chain complex II assembly. The record is from RefSeq and is a predicted model, not a curated record. Gene Ontology annotation, cellular component: mitochondrion. The coding region runs from base 1 to 285 and encodes 94 amino acids.
AUGACUUGUUGCUACAGCAAUAUGUUCAAGACGUCAAGACAUCAACGAUACUUCGGCAGUAACAACAUCAACAACAACAAUACAUCAACAUCAGAUACAGAUGAACAACCACUACCAGAGCUAAGUGAAGAGAAGAAGAGAUUGAUCGCAGAGAUUGAAGCAUUGGAGGCAGAGUUCAACAAGGAGUACAUCAAUCCAAAGACUGGCGAACGUGGUGGUCCAACCGGACCAGAACCAACAAGAUACGGAGACUGGGAGAGGAAAGGAAGGCUCUCAGACUUCUAA